Momordica charantia (bitter melon) is the source of this 1850-nucleotide messenger RNA. RefSeq names its product Lung seven transmembrane receptor family protein. Gene Ontology annotation, cellular component: Golgi apparatus; membrane. NCBI's taxonomy places the organism in Eukaryota, Viridiplantae, Streptophyta, Magnoliopsida, Cucurbitales, Cucurbitaceae. The record is from RefSeq and is a predicted model, not a curated record. Gene Ontology annotation, biological process: transport.
UAAGUUGAGUCGUGUUCGUGUUUUUUGGGUCACAGAAACAGAUCUGGCGCGCUCAAGCAAGCAUUUGACAGAUCCAUAGCUUUACUUCUUCUUCUUCUUCUUCCUCUACUCUCAACUUAGGGUUCCAACCUCCAUUUCUUUGAAGCUCCGACUGAGAUUAAUUUCCAUGUCUUCUCUUUCUAACCACCUCUUCUUCUCCUUCUCUCUCCUACUAUGCAUCUCCUCCUCCUGCAUUCACGCCUCAGUCCACCACUAUUCUGCUGAUGUUUUCGUCAACAAGGGCAAUGCCUUCGUUGUCCAUGGCGGCAGCGAGGGAAUUCGCUCCUCUCACGCUAACCGCAACCACCCAGACGCGGAUUCUUCUAAUAAUGGCGAAUCCUACAUUCGCUUCGAAAAGAUUACAUUUCGGAGGCCCGAGGAGUUCUCCAACUUCAGCUCGGGACCAUUGCAUGCAAUUGUCUUUGAGGUGGAAGAUAGAGAGAUGGUUGGAGGCUCGGCAUAUGGUGGCCAAAGGGCAAUCUGUUGUACUGUAGAUCUUGCUAAGCUAGGUGUUUGCUCAGAAGGAGAAGUUAUUUACCGCCCGUCCUCAAAGAAUCCUGGCUGGCCUCAAGUUUAUGGGGUCUCCUUCAACGCAGAUGAGCAAGUUGCAACCCUGGCGACAAAAUCAAUUCAGAUUACUAAAACUGGCAUGUACAACUUGUAUUUCAUCCAUUGUGAUCCAAAGCUUAAAAAUGUGGUUGUCGAAGGGAAAACCAUAUGGAAAAAUCCUUCUGGAUAUCUACCGGGUAGAAUGGCACCUCUGAUGAAGUUUUAUUUGUAUAUGUCUUUUGCUUAUGUGUUGCUUGGAAUCUUUUGGUUCUCACAGUAUGCAAGGUUCUGGAAAGAAGUUUUUCCAUUGCAGAACUGCAUUACGGUUGUCAUAACAUUGGGGAUGUUUGAGAUGGCUCUGUGGUAUUUUGAGUAUGCUGAAUUCAACCAGACAGGGAUUAGACCAACAGGGAUUACCAUGUGGGCUGUCACCUUUGGAGUUGUUAAGCGUACAAUUGCACGUCUGAUACUUUUGAUGGUUUCAAUGGGUUAUGGUGUUGUAAGACCUACUCUAGGUGGACUGACAUCAAAGGUGCUGAUGCUUGGAUUAACCUUCUUUCUGGCAUCUGAAGUUCUUGAAUUAGUGGAGAAUGUGGGUGCAGUAAGUGAUCUUUCAGGAAAAGCUAGACUGUUCUUGGUUCUACCUGUGGCAAUCUUGGAUGCUUUCUUCAUUCUUUGGAUAUUUACCUCCCUAUCUGCAACUUUAAGCAAGCUUCAGGCUAGAAGGUUGACAUCUAAAUUGGACAUUUAUAGAAAAUUCACAAAUGCAUUGGCGGUAACUGUCAUUGUAUCCGUGGGUUGGAUAUGCUACGAGCUGUAUUUCAAGUCAAAUGAUAUUUACAAUGAGCAGUGGCAAGAUGCAUGGAUUAUUCCUGCCUUCUGGCAAAUCUUAUCAUUUUCUCUACUGUGUGUCAUCUGUGCUCUCUGGGCGCCCUCUCAAAACUCGAUGAGGUAUGCAUACUCCGAAGACGCACAUGAAGAGUUCGACAAGGAUGACACAAAUCUAACGCUCAUAAGACCAUCUCCAAUAUCCUCACCUUCAAAGGACGUCCGGAGUGUACCAGACAUUAAACCGCUGCGUGGAAACGACAACCCAACUGGCGAUCUAGAAGAAGAUAAAACAGAGUAAAAUUGAAAUCACAGGUCCUUCUUUUUGGUACCAUAGUAGCCAUAAGUUUAUUUUACUUUGGUUAGAGAUCUAUAAUAUUUCUGGGAAAACUCUGGUAGUCUAUAAAUUCCAGUAGCGAAAAUGCUUUUCAUUU